Epithele typhae is the source of this 918-nucleotide messenger RNA. Its product is annotated as P-loop containing nucleoside triphosphate hydrolase protein. The record is from RefSeq and is a predicted model, not a curated record. NCBI's taxonomy places the organism in Eukaryota, Fungi, Basidiomycota, Agaricomycetes, Polyporales, Epitheliaceae. Gene Ontology annotation, cellular component: cytoplasm. The transcript is spliced from 3 exons. The coding region runs from base 1 to 918 and encodes 305 amino acids.
AUGAGCUCUCACGUUCUCGCUCAGCUCGACGCACAUCGAUCACGGCACGCGCCGCAGGGCCCAUGUCCACCUCUCAUCGUGGGCGUACAAGGCCCUCAAGGUAGUGGAAAGACCUUCCUCACCUCUCACCUCCGCGACGCCCUUCAAGACGAGCCUCACAAACUUUCCGUCACCGUUUUCUCGCUGGACGACCUCUACCUCCCGCACGAAGCGCUUGUGCGAGUCGCUCAAACACACCCGAACCACGCUUUACUGCAGGGACGCGGUCAGCCCGGCACUCACGACAUUCGCCUCGGGAGAGACGUCUUUGACAGGCUGAAGCGCAUCAACGAUCCAGGCGCGGGCAUCACCGAAGUCAAGCUCCCGGCCUUCGACAAGAGCAAGUUCAAUGGCGAGGGAGACCGCGUGCCCGGGAGCACUGUUCGCCCGCCAGUCGAUGUCGUUCUCUUCGAGGGCUGGUGUACAGGAUUUUAUCCAAUUGAUCACAAGGAGGUGGAGCGGCGAUGGACCAGCCCAGUGAUUGGCCUUGGCGACAACUUCUUCAAGAGGAAGGGGUACAGCGUCGAAGAAUUUCAGGAUAUCAACGGACGACUCGAGUACUACAUUCCCUGGUGGAACUCGAUCGAUGCAUUUAUUCAAAUCACACCGCCAGACGAUCAUCCAUUGGACUUCAUCUAUAAGUGGCGCCUUCAACAAGAACAUCAUAUGAAGGCGCUGAAUGGCGGUAAAGGUAUGACAGAUGGACAGGUAGAAGCAUUCGUGGAUCGUUACAUCCCGGGAUACGUGCUCUUUAACGAGGGCGUGGUUAACGGAUGGGUGGACAACACUGGGACGCAACAAACACCUCCGUGGAUUGGCCGUGGGUUGCGCGUUCAGAUUGGAGGAGACAGAGAGCUUCUCCAGACGAGCGCUUUUUGA